CCCUAGAGUAUCUAGAAUUUACCCUUGAAUCAGUGAUUGAUUCCAAUAGAGGUGGUAGGUGCAGCUUUCAUUGCUAUUCCUUUGUUUUGAUCGAUAUUUACCUUCACCCAUCACACAUCGUAUCAAUGGCCUCCAAAAUCCUCACCGUUGCACAGAUCCUCCUCCGAUCAAGCCGUUCAUGGACGGCGUCCGCCUCUCCUGUCGCCGGCCGUUAUAACUCAUUCUGUUCAUCCGCCGCUCCCAGCGACCACACUCAGUCCCAGUGCUCCAGAGGAAGAGCUCUUCAGUCCUCUUUGAUGGGGCGCAUGACACACCCGUUCCUGAUUCAAGGUCUGAGAGCAAUGGGUAAUGUGGAGGAAUAUGAAGCAGAGGCUAUUGUGAAAGUUGACAUGCCUGGGAUUGGGAAAGACGGUCUGGAUGUAAAGGUCAAAAACAACGAAAUCCAUAUCAAAGGAAAAUCAGAGAUUGAUCCUGAAGAGGACGAGCGUAUCGCAGAGAGGAUUUACACCGGCGUAGUUGAUCUUCCUCCGGGCUUUUACAACACGGACGACAUCAAGGCCACCUUGAAGCUCGGUAUUCUGAAGAUGGUGAUUCCUAAACUCCGACCUGAGGAGAUGGAGGACCCAACUCUCAUUCCGCCGCCGAUCGGAUUUCGUGCCCGGUCACCACAGAAAUGAAACGUGUAAAGGAUUGAAUUAGAAUGGAUGAAAUGAAGAGGUUGGAGGGAGCUACUAGCUGUUUUGGGAGAUAAGAUACCCAAGUUUACUGGUUUUGGUAUGAUAGAGGGUGGUUCAAAAACUGAGAAAGGUGAGCAUUUUGUGUUGUUUCUGUUUAGUCUUCACAUUAAAAAUAAGUAUGUACACAGCUUUUUGUUUGUAGUUUUCUGUUUUAAUCAACACUUUUGUUAUAUGGCUGGGUGUGCCAUUCACCAUUGUAAAUCGAAUCUCUUUGGUGUCUGAUCAGUUACCUUUAUUAAUUUAGUAUCUCUAAUCUGAUUCUAAGCAA
Cornus florida is the source of this 1005-nucleotide messenger RNA. RefSeq names its product 23.5 kDa heat shock protein, mitochondrial-like. The record is from RefSeq and is a predicted model, not a curated record. The transcript has 3 exons. The coding region runs from base 126 to 677 and encodes 183 amino acids. NCBI's taxonomy places the organism in Eukaryota, Viridiplantae, Streptophyta, Magnoliopsida, Cornales, Cornaceae.